Molecule: messenger RNA, 2829 nt
Organism: Prorocentrum cordatum
Lineage: Eukaryota; Dinophyceae; Prorocentrales; Prorocentraceae
Source: the annotation of a GenBank genome assembly
GGGAGGUGUACAGCCAAACGCCCCCAUCGCCUUCUAACCCAUGACAAGCUAGGGUCGGCGGAUUCGGCCUUGUGUCUCUGAGCGAUAAGGAGGCAAAUCCGGAGGGGAUGGGGUCCAUGUUCGAUUCGUCAUUGUUGGACCUAUCUUCCCUGACCUCCACUCUGAGCCAGCUGUCACAAGCUCCGAAAGGUGUGUGGGCGUGCUGUGAGAUGAGCGACUUAAUCAAAACAGAGACUGUUGCCAGAACGUACAGCAAAGCGGCAACCAGCUUUGCUUUGCACGAUGUAACACCAGAAGACAUACUUAUCAUGGAGAAAAUCGAUCCUUACACGAUCGUGCUCAAGAGGCAGAAGAUUGGCAGCAGCAGUGAGGUGGUGCUCAGGAAAUUCCAGAACAAGAAAGCAUGGGGUGACAUGUACGCGAAGUUCAUGAUGCACGAUCCGAACGACUGCGUCCUCGUCAGUGCAGAGCCAUGUGUCUCCUAUCCUGCUGUGCUUCGGCAGACCAUCGGUAUGAGGUCCGCUGAGUACAGAAACCUCCUGACGUCCAUCAUCAGGAAACUGCUCCCAGAUUGGUUGCGAGCGGAGCUCACAGCAGAUGGCGGCAAUGACUCGGACCCUACAGACAAGAACGGGCACAUGAUGUACGUGGCGUCCCUGAUCACGAUGCUAUCGACCCGCUCUUGGACAAAGGCUGAGGGCCAGGCCAUGGAUUCUAUGAUACGGUCAAAUUACAAAAUUCCUUUCAACCACGACUGGGUGGAUGAUUUCGGAAAGGUACUCAAAAAGAUCUGGAACAACGGCGGCGUUCCCAGCCUAGGCAAUCUCCGUGCCGUCGAGCACUCUAGGGUGCCUGGCUCAUGCAAGAACAAAGCUGUGCUCGCCCUGACCAUUGUCGAUGCCAUCAGACCAAGACACAGAUGGGUGGCUUGGUGCAUUUGGAGGGCCAGGAACCAAAGCGAGGCAGAAGGGCGCUUCCCGCACAAGAAGGAGACGCCCAUCGACAUGAGCUUCUGCCAGCUGCACUGUGUGAAUGCCCACCUCGAUACGCACCUGUGGUUUGACGUGAUUCGCUUCUGGGACCGCGACCCACACCACAAGUGGCCGCUGCGGUACCCCGACCCAGAGCUCCUCAACGCUCCAACGCCUAGCAACUUCGACCUGACGUCCCACACGCAGUGGAUGAGGAACCAUGCCGCCCCUGGUGGAGCCUCAGGAUACAGUUGCCCAAAGACCGUCCCGGGCACGGUGCCGAGCAAGCUGGCCAUGCUCGGGGUGACAGGCGACAAAGUUCAAGGCGGCAACGACUCUGAUGAGGAGGAAGAGGGCGAGGAGGUUAGUGGCGACAUGUAAGGCAGAGGUUCGUGAUAUAUCUCACCCGUGCGCGAUUCCACUAUUGGACGAUCCAGUUUCCUUGACGGAUCGUCGUUCGGGCGCUGAUCACACGCGUACGGGCCAGACUAUUAUUCAUUGACCGCGCGUGGCUGCGGAACAAAUCUCGUCCACGCGCGUGUCAGCCUAGCCCAGUCUGGAUAUACCAUUUUGUUUGGUAUGGUACGCUCUGCUGUGAUGGGCCGCAAUACAGGGGGUCCUGCACGAACGCUGACUCUGCAAUCACUGUCCCAUCAAAGCUACAUGGGACUCUGAUUCUUAUCAUCGUCGAUGUGUUGCGAUGAUGCUUUGUUCAAGAUCCCGAGCUCUUUCGCCUUCUGCCUUCUAUUCCAACCUGGUACAGUGAGCAGCGUGUAUAUGUAUUUGAUGAAGGCGGGACUGGUAAGCAGCUGCUCAUCAUUUUCGCUGCUUUAUGUCCUUCGAUGGCAGAGCAGAGCCUCCCUGUUAAGGAGAAAUAUGAAGUGAGUAACUUAUAGAUGUGUGCCGACAACGUUCUACUCAUUCGCGCACGCACGCCUGCGCCCAUUGUGCUCUGUGCCCUCGUCAUGCGCCUCUUUCCCAUCAAUGUCUGAUCCAUGACCGUCGUCCUUGUCCCCAUUGCUCAUUGUCAUCGUCGCCAUCUGUCUCUGUGUGUCAGCCAGUGUAGCGUAUUGUCCCUCAGAAGUCUUUCCCAUCCCCCCGCCCCCUGGGAGGCCCUGUGGGAUGUGGGUGCAGAUCCUUGCGAGUUGGGUGGUCAACGAGGUGUCCCACGGCGGCCCUGCUGCCUCAAGCUGAGCGCUGGGUGCUGCACAUGUGGUGGGCAGGGCCAGCGGGCGUGAGCGAAACGGCUCGCGCUGUUCCCGCGGGAGCUGAGGCCCUCCCUCCUGCUGCACUCCCUGCCUGGAGAUCCGAGCCCUUCGCACCGGCGCGCACGGCGCCGGCACCGCAGCCCCCCCAGCCCCCUCAGCGGCACCGUCAGGGGGGGGCCGGGUUUUUGGCUCAUGCCCGUGCCACUCCCCCCUCGCCCUCGCGGCCAGUCGGGCCCCUCCCCCCCGCCCUGGCAGGCGGCCGCGCCCUCUCUGCCCCGCCGCCUCCCCUGCUGCAGCCCAGCACCGCACGCGCACGGCACGGCGAGGGAGGGCGCGGCCCCUCCGGCAGCCCCGCCCGCUCGCGCCUCCUCCCCCGGCACCUCGGGGGGCGGCCGCGAGGGGGGCCACGGAGCGCACGCCUCGACGAAGGAAAAGAGCACGGCACACGCCGUCGACCGUCGGAGUUCCGUUCGGAUGCUUUCCGGGAGCUGCGCCGGGCCCUCUGGCGGCGCGUGCGGCGCCGCCGCCCCCGGCGCGCCCUGCGCGCCAGGGGAGGCCUCGGAGGGGGGAUGCGGCGCCGGUCCAGGGAAUCCGCGCGGGCCGUCGGAAGUCUGUGCUUAUUCCGCUGCGUGCGCUUCAAGAUUAACCAG